Dictyostelium purpureum is the source of this 501-nucleotide messenger RNA. RefSeq lists its product as uncharacterized. The record is from RefSeq and is a predicted model, not a curated record. NCBI's taxonomy places the organism in Eukaryota, Evosea, Eumycetozoa, Dictyosteliales, Dictyosteliaceae. The transcript has 2 exons. The annotation marks the transcript as partial.
AAAAACCCAAAAUUUAAAAUUGGUGGUGAUGUAGAUAACGAACAAAGACAGUUUUUUAAAGAUGCAUCAAAAGAAAUUAGAGAGUUGGGUUUAAAAGUAGCCCAUAGAAAUGUAAAAAAGAAAUCAAAGGUAGAUGAUUUAAAAAGCUCAGGAAGAAAAGUAAAGAAAUCUUUUGUUCCAUUUAAAAAAGCAAAAGAAACUCAUAGAGUUGAAAAGGAAAAACAAGACAAGUUAAUUUCAGAGGCAAUUUUAAGAGGUGAGAAACCAAUUUUACAAAAGAAAAAGAAAGAAGAAAAAAGCGAUGAACCAUCACUUAAAAUUGGUAAAUUUUCAAAUGGUACUUUGCUUAUUAACAAACAAGAUAUCAAAACUGUAUAUAAUAGUGGCAAGAGAGGAGGUAAAGGAAAUAGUAGAGGUGGUAAAAGCAGCGGUGGAAGAGGAGGUAGAGGUGGAGGUGGAGGUGGUAGAGGUGGAGGUGGUAGACAAGGCGGAAGAAGAUAA